AUGGUCACGACAGAGCUGUUAAUACCACGCAUGAGAAGUGCCCCUGGGCUGCACUCCAAUAUUGUCCCGCAACUAUGCUACACGCGUGCAGGUCACACUCGGCUGAUAUGGAAUGUCGCUGACUACCAACUCCCACUAUUUACCUUGUCUUCUUUCAAACUCAGGGAAGAUCUCGUAGAGCUUCAGAGACCAUACCCUGAUAUCGCUUGGAUUCAGGCGUUUUUUGACUUUGAAACUACAGUCGGCAUUGCAUCUGGCGUGUUCCGCCUUGUACCACUCGCAGAUGGCUCAUGGAAGGCUCAUACCGUCUUCACGAACCUGGAAAAUCUCAAAGGUUUUCCAGAACAGAAUGGGCCCAGACGAGACUACCAGCCAAACCAUGGAAAGUGGGCCGCGAAGUGUGCACGUGAAAUUGAAUGUAUCGACGAAGAGCCCAGCGUCGUAGUCAUAGGAGGCGGGCAGGGUGGGCUCGACGUUGCAGCCCGGCUUAAGAUGCUUGGCAUGAAGACUCUAGUAGUGGAAAAGAACGAGAGAAUUGGUGAUAAUUGGAGAAAGCAUUGGCUAGAAUCAUAUGCACACAGUAUGGAGCUCGACGUUUGGACCAGCGCUACGGUCAUGUCCGUCAUUCCGGGUACGAAGGGAAAGAAAUGGAGUGUCACGGUCCAACGUCCUGACAGAGGCGAGCGUACCUUUGAGGUCAACCAUGUCGUAUUCUCCCUGGGCUUUGGCAGUGGUAUAGGCCGAGUUCCAGAUAUCCCAGGGCAGGACGACUUCAAGGGGCAGAUAUUGCAUUCCAGCCAUCACAAUCUUGCAACUGAUCACGCAGGGAAGAAGGUCGUCGUUGUUGGCGCUUGCACGUCUGCGCAUGACAUAUGUGCGGACUAUGUCGAAAAUGGCGUUGAUGUGACCAUGGUUCAACGUAGCCCGAGUUACAUCAUGUCCACAAGGGAGGGGAUGCCGAGGUUAAUGGGUGAGUUGUCUGGCGGCCCUCCUACUGAUGUCGCGGAUCGCGUGAAUGCGUCUUACCCAAAUUCAUUGCUCAAAUUAGUACACCAACGUGUCACCAAAGACAUUGCUGAUGCAGAUAAGGAGCUUCUUGACGGCCUGCGAAAACGAGGCUUCAAGACAACUUUGGGCGACGACGACUCUGGCUUUCUACUUAUGGCAUGGAAUAAGGGAGGAGGAUACUAUCUCGACGUUGGAGCUUCACAGAUGAUCAUCGACGGGAAGAUUAAACUCAAGAGCGAUGGGCCAAUCUCGCGCUUUACCCAGACAGGUUUACUUUUCGAUGACGGUUCUACUCUCGACGCGGACGUAGUGAUCUUCGCAACUGGCUACGCUGAUGCACGUCAUGCCUAUCGUGCUCUGCUUCCGGAGUCCCUGCAUGAUAAAAUGUAUCCUAUCUGGGGCCUUGACAAAGAAGGAGAGCUGAAUAGCGUCUGGCGCGAAGUUGGUGGGCGCAGCAAGAACGCGGAACUCAAUGGUAUAUGGUGCAUGAUGGGGAACUUGGCGCUUUGUAGGUUCCACUCCAAGCAUCUCGCAUUGCAAAUCAAAUCAUACGAAGAGGGGAUUUUCGGGACAAGGUAUCAGUGAAGAACGCAAUGUGUCCGCACCGUAUGUUGUAUUUGUUCUCAAGGUUCGAGAAGCGGAUUGUACGAGUAGAUUUCAAUGUAUGUGGCACGCAUCCAGGAAUUUUAGAAAUCCUCAGGAAUAUGCUGUGCAACACCUCCCGCCAAUUUCUUGCGCCUGUUGCUGCAUGCUACCACUUUCCUGCACCUGCUAUCCUCUCACUUGCAUUAUGUAAGUGUGUUUUUUUCCUUUAAAUUCCUGUAAAUAAUGGAACCAUUGAAC
Molecule: messenger RNA, 1851 nt
Organism: Suillus discolor
Lineage: Eukaryota; Fungi; Basidiomycota; Agaricomycetes; Boletales; Suillaceae
Exons: 11
Coding region: 1-1593 (530 amino acids)
Molecular function (GO): monooxygenase activity; flavin adenine dinucleotide binding
Source: RefSeq, a predicted model, not a curated record